Messenger RNA from Pundamilia nyererei, 1260 nucleotides. Its product is annotated as heat shock 70 kDa protein 12A-like. Gene Ontology annotation, molecular function: ATP binding; ATP-dependent protein folding chaperone. Lineage: Eukaryota; Metazoa; Chordata; Actinopteri; Cichliformes; Cichlidae. The record is from RefSeq and is a predicted model, not a curated record. The transcript is spliced from 6 exons. Bases 1 to 1260 code for a protein of 419 amino acids.
AUGAAUGGAAACAGUGAGCAAUUCAUCAUAGCCAUAGACUUUGGCACUGCAUACAGUGGAUAUGCAUUCAGUUUUGCACCCAAAGGGGCAGAAGUUGAUCCCUUUUUGAAGACAUGGGGUAAAGAGCUCGGACUGGACACUCCAAAGUCUCCAACCUGCAUUCUGUUCAAUGAAGACGAAGAAUUUCUCGGGUUUGGAUAUGAAGCUAAAACAGUUUAUAUCAAGAUGCGAAGUGAAGAAACAAAGAAACACUACUUCUUUGAAAACUUUAAGAUGAGGCUCUAUGACAAAGAACUCAGCAGAGAUAUGACUAUUGAAGCUGCAAAUGGGAAGACGAUGAAGGCUUUGAAGGUGUUCACAGAAGUUCUGAGAUACCUGAAGGAUAAUGCACAGAAAACAAUUGCCAGAAACACAGAAGGGAGGAAGUUCAUACCCUCUGACUUCACCUGGGUGCUGACUGUACCUGCCAUCUGGGAUCCUUCAGCAAAGCAGUUCAUGAGAGAAGCUGCAGCUCAGGCAGGAAUCAUUACAGAAGGAACUCAGCACCACCUGAUCAUCGCACUGGAACCAGAGGCAGCCUCAGUCUGGUGUAAGAAGCUGCCAGCUGAUGGCUUCAUCACUAAGAACCAUGAUGGAGGAUCACUGUCUCAAGGAACACAGUUCAUGGUGGUGGACUGUGAAGGUGGAACCAUUGACGUCACUGUUCAUAAAGUCCUGGAUGGAGGAGCCCUGAAUGAGCUACACAAGGCCUCAGGAAAUAAUUUGGGGGGACAAACUGUGGACAGGAAAUUCAAAGAGUUUCUAAGAGAAAUCUUCAGUCAUGGUGUCUGGGAUGAAUAUGAGAGAAACUUUCCCAAGGUAGCUCCUGGAGUGGGGGUCUCGCCUCCCUCAACCCCGCUUUCCUGGACCUGGGCCACCUGCUGCUGGUACGACGUUGCCAACUGGCCCGCCACUCACUUGCCUGCCUCCCCACGCCUCGACAACUCCCCGGGCCUUCCGCCCCACCUGUCCCCUCCACCUGAAACAAAUUGCUGUUACAAUACACCUCCCCUGCAGCAUCCCAGCUGCCAGCCGAACACACUCACAACAAAUAACAACCACACAACAGGACCCUACAUUGCUCUUAAGAUGGCAAGGCGUUAUUACAAUCCACCAUGCCGCUUCCUGGGUUUAAACGUCCGAAAUGUUAACAUUGGCAUCCUCAAAAGAGUGACCAUUGUCCGUAGGAUGCAGAUGAACAGCCGAGUCUUGUCCCGUUGA